This is a messenger RNA of Hymenoscyphus albidus, 2424 nucleotides long. The record is from the annotation of a GenBank genome assembly. Lineage: Eukaryota; Fungi; Ascomycota; Leotiomycetes; Helotiales; Helotiaceae.
AUGCAAGACGAAGCCACUUCAUUGCUAGGGGAAGAAGAGAAGAGUGAAGCUUGCGGUACGGCUGACACCGUAGAAUUUACAGAGGCAUCGAGGGGCGACAUUGCAACGAGUUGUGCAGCAGUACUUCCAGAGAACGCUGAGCAAUCACAACCUGAUGAUGGCGAACGAGGAAAUCGACCUAACGAGCAACCUGACCCAGAAUCUGCAAAUCACGUAUCAGAUCAUUCACGUUCAAUCAGCUCUGUACGAGUGGAGGGCGAUUUAAUUAUGGGCGUCCGGCGAAAGACGGUCGAGGAAUUGAUGAAAGCGUGGAGCAAGGUUCUGAUACAGAGCCUGCAAUCGCAAGGUCGAGCGGGAAGGAGCGAUGGAUUUGACGUCGAACUCGGUCUUCGGAACCCGCGUGAAGCACCAUUUGAUUCAUCUGAGUCAAACGUGGACAUAUUGUACCACGGUAUCUUUCCUAAUGCUGGAUGUUCUAGUAAUAAGGAGGAGAACGAUCGAGCUCUGGCAAAAUUUCGUCGGAUCCCACAAGAGAAUGGUAGAUAUGUGAAGCGCCCGGUUUUUGGAGCAUUCAAUAACUACGGUUACCCAAACGGCCAAACUCCCUGGCUUGGUGAACCAGUCCAGGUGAUGAGUCUUGAAGAAGUAGAAAAAGAGGAUGCAGAAUGGGAACUUAAACAGUACGGACCUACAGAAACUUGGCAUCUCACCGGAAGAAGGCAAAAAUCUAAUGGGAGGCCAAAUUGUUUGUCGGGAUCAGCGACUGAAGUGUUACUUUCUCUCUUGUACCCGAAUGCUGAGGAGACCUCCAGAUAUGGCCACUGCCAUGUCAAUCUCAUUCAUUCGUCUGUCCAAGUGCCAAUUGUCGACGUGUCAUUGAAUGAUAUUUUCAAAAAUUACUUGGAACGUUUAGGUACAAGGAAAAGAGCCCUCAUUCUGGUAGAGCACCUAAAGGAGCAGGAGCAACAUCCUCUUGCAACCUUGCUUAAAAGAUGUUAUGCAAGAGGAAUACUUGACCAAACUCUCGAACUACCUCGACGCAUGUUCGGGUGGCGUAUUCAUGAUAAUCCCGUCUUUUCAAAUGACUCGUCUAUACGUUUGACGCAGCCUCAGACACACGCAUUGAACGCCUGGGUUAUAGUUGAAAUCUUGCGCGCUCUUGACAUUUGGGAUAUUUACCCCACUAAGGAUGACUGCUUUGGCGGCAUACGCUCUAAUGAGAUCCGCGAGAUAUACUGUGGCCAUCCAAGAACGCAUGCCAGAGCUCAAGAUAUAAUACGGUGCCUCUACACCACAUUAGAAGAAUCCGCAGGUGGCUUUAGAAAUGCUCGAGACUUUGCUGCCGGCCAGCAACUAUCACAUGACGAGCUCAAAGAAUCUUCUUUUACAAUAGGCAACCUGGGAAUAACUUCGCUACAUUCUUUGGGCAAAAUAAAGAUCAGAUGUAAGUUUUGAGAAUGUUCUUGCUGAUUAUUUCACUUAUCCUGUGCUUUCUUAUCGUAUAAUGUCAAUACUCUCGUCAAUCUUUUCGCAGCUUACAUACUUAAGGGGUCAACAGUUCGAACAAACAUUUAUACCUUUGGGAAUAUUUAGGUGAAUAUACGUUAGAUACCUUCUGGUUCAAUAGGUCAUACGCAACUUAUGGUAACAUCAAUCAUAGUAGGUUCCUUAGGCAAGAGCUGAUCAUUUGUGUUCAGUUUCAUGGGACCAUGGUGGAAAGUGGUUGGAAAAAGAUGAUAUAUGGAACGAAGUGAUGCAAACUUGGCGUAUAUUAUUUGCUUUUGACAACGGAGAUAUCAUCGAAAGUGAGGCAUUUCUCUCCGCUUACAAUGCAAUAAAACCACCAUGGUUUCCCUAUCGUAAAUCUUCAAAUGGGGUACCUCGAGCAGAUAGAGCUACACUGCGAUUAGUCACUGAUUGGAAAGCAGUUAGAGGUAAGUCGAUACAAGAAAACACAUGAUUCUAAGCUUGGGCCGUUCUAACUAUAAUCUGACGGACGCUAGAAAAUGAAAAGUUCAAGUCUAUGUGUGGCGAUGUUCUGGGCCACUUGAGUGCUCACCUACGGACAAAAUAGUUGCCGGCACAGGUCCCAUACGAAAGAUUCCCGAUUUAUGGUAACAGGUUGAGAGAACUUCACGCAUAGUAAGUUGCAAACUCGAUCUUUGUGGCUAUCUCUGCUAAAAUGAACCACCAGCAUGAACAGGCAGCAACCAAAGGGGUUUCGAGAUUUAUGGCGGGAUAAACGGAAUGUGGCCAGUCAGUUUCUCAUGCACCUGAUCCACUUCAGCGGAACUGAUGAUCUUAGAUUUCUGGACUUUCUGGCUUGUGGUCAUCUUCGGUGCCAUUAGUGUCUUUCUUGCAGUUGCCUCGUUAGCUGUUUCUUCUGCUCAGGCUUGGGCUGCUUUUCAUCCUCCUGGGGGUUGA